This is a messenger RNA of Tetrahymena thermophila SB210, 2889 nucleotides long. RefSeq names its product transcription factor e2f/dimerization partner. The transcript is spliced from 6 exons. Gene Ontology annotation, molecular function: DNA-binding transcription factor activity, RNA polymerase II-specific; RNA polymerase II cis-regulatory region sequence-specific DNA binding. Gene Ontology annotation, cellular component: RNA polymerase II transcription regulator complex. Gene Ontology annotation, biological process: regulation of transcription by RNA polymerase II. Lineage: Eukaryota; Ciliophora; Oligohymenophorea; Hymenostomatida; Tetrahymenidae. The record is from RefSeq and is a predicted model, not a curated record.
AACAUUGCAAAUCAAACUCUGCAUUUUUAUUAUUUUUUUAUUAUCACUAAAAAGCGCAAAAUAAAAUAAAUAAAAAACAAAAAAGCAACAAACAACUCUUUAAUUGUUUUUUCAUUUGUUUUUGAUACAAAAUACAAAAGCAAUCAAGUAGGUAAAAGCUUCUUACAGUCAAACUGCAAACAAAGCCAUAGCUUUAACGAUACAUAUUAUUUUUUAAGUUUCUACAAACAUCUUUAAACCACAUUAAAAAUGUCCUUAUAUCAAAAAAAUUCUGAUUCCUUCGCUGUUUCCUCUGAACAAGAUUCUCUCGACAAUAUAGUAGUUGAAGAUGACUACAAUUAGCAAGACGAUAUUGAUUCUUUCAAAAGUUUCUCAAGUUUUGACGUAGAAUCAGAAGAACAAGGUGAUGAAGAAGCCUAAGUCUAAGAAGGAGAAGAAGAAGAAAACGAAAAUUACCCAGAGUCUAACUAACACAUUCAAGAUAAAGAUUCUAUGGUUGAUGAUGAGACUAAUUCGGAAGAAGAGCAACAAUAAACAUAAGAAAUGCUUAAAAGAACUGAUUAGAUAAUCUUGAAUAAAAUUAACUUAAAGAAAAGAAACAUUUUCUAAUUUGUGCACAGAAAUUAAGUCAGCAUGAUCUAAGAUAAAUAAAAUGGCUACAUGUCCAAAAAGAAAAACUAGAUAGGUUCUAAUAAAUUAGCUCAAAAUGGAUAGUAAGGAUAGGGUACUCAAAUAUUAAAGAGAGAAAUAUUGAAUUACAGUCGCAGAGAAAAGAGCUUAGAAGAAUUAUCAAAGAAAUUCUUAUCUCUCUUCUUAGACAAGGAAGAAUCUAUGUUGAGCUUGGAUAAAAUUACUAACUAAUUAGGAGUUGAAAGAAGAAGAAUUUAUGACAUUAUCAACAUUCUUGAAAGCUUAAAGCUAGUCUCCCGCAAAGGAAAGAACAACUAUAAAUGGAAUGGCUUCCAAAAAAUUUAUGAAACUAUAACUCAAUUCGACCAAAAAUCCUUAACAAAGAAAGAAGAGCAAGAACUAACUCAAGAACCAUAGAAAAGAGAGAAGUCUCUUGAAAUGCUUUCUAUUGGCUUUCUUAAACUCUUCCUCCACUGGAAGAGCACCAUGACUCUAGAAGAAGCAGCAAGAAAGCUUUCAUCUAAGCAAAUAGACGAUCAUAAAAUUAAAACAAAAAUUAGAAGACUCUAUGAUAUUGCCAACGUAUUUAAGAGCUUAGGGUUAAUCAAAAAGACUUCCCUUAUAGAAACAAAGAAACCUGCAUUUGAAUGGAUAGGAAUUGUAGGUCUCGAUUCCUUUGCCUACAAAAUUAUGAGAGAAAAGAAAAGUGGUGAUGAAGAAUAAAACUGUGAAGAAGAUAGCUUAAAUCAAUCUCAAUAAAUGAGCUAAUAAAAUAGCUUUACAGAGCCUAAGUUAAGCAAAAAGAGAUUCUCAAAUGAUAAAAAUAGCAGCAAGAUUGAUUCAUCAACAGGCUAGUAAAAGUAGUAACUUAAAAAAUCUUUUAUUAUUUAACAACAACUCAAAGAAUAAAGAGAAAAAGAAAGAUUGCUACUUGAAUAAAACUAAAAAUAGUAACAAAUAUAAUAAAGUAGCUUAAAUAAUAAUAUAAAUAAUUCAAAUAUUACAUAAAACUUGAGUUAAUUAUUGCAAACAAUUCAAAAAAAUAUGAAAAGCCAAAACUAGGAAGCUCCUUAGUAAAAUAAUAACUCUUCCAACACUCCUUUAUCAUUGUUAUCUUAAUUAUAAAUUUUAUCACGCCCAAUCUAGUAGAAUUUAGUUAGUAAUCUCAGCAGCUUGAUUAAUAACAUCAAUAAUAAUAACAAUUAAAAUAAUUUAAUUUAACAAGAAGAAUAAUAGUAAAGUAGCAAUAAUAAUUUAAUUGGAAAUCUUAUGUUAAAAUGCCUAUAAAAUGUUAUUACUAAUUUUGUUAGUAAGAAUACAAAUAACACAUAAAAUAAAUAGCAAGAAGAAAAUUAGACUAACUUAUAAUAAACUUUAUUAGAAUCACCAGAAAAGGUUCUAAAAAUAAAUAAUUAAAUUAAUUAAAAUAACUCUUUGAGUUAAAUGUCAUCUAACACAAAAAUGAACAACAAUAGUAAUUAUAAAUGUCUCUAAUCUUCUUAAAAAAGUACAAGCAAUUUAGGUGACUUUACUACAGCUAAAAAAUAGAAGCAAAUAAUUAAUGAUGAAAACAUCCCUCUUUCUGGCGAAAAAGGCUUACAUUAAGGCUUUAGCUCAUAGAACACUAGUAGCUUAAAGACACCUAUAUUAAAACGCACAUUGACAAUAAUCUAACCUAAGCUAGAUGAGUGUGAUGACAUUACACCAACUCCACCCACUUGCAAAAGAAGUUUUUCUGCUUGCUUAUCUUCUUCAAAUAACAAUAAUAUUAACAAUAAUACUUAAACCUUAUUUUAAAAUUUAAUUUAAUAAAAUUAAAACCAAGUCUAUCCUAAUCCAUUCAGCGAUAGAACUAAUUUGAAUAACAACAAACAAUAAAUUUUCAAUAAUUUACUCGGAUUUCAAUAAUAAUAAUAACAACAAUAAUAACAAGUAUCUUCUUCUUCAUUUAAAAAAAUAAGAAAACUGACAUAUGAGAACAAUUCCUUAUAGGGAUCAGACAAUAAAUAAAACGAUAUGGACUCUAAAAAUAUAAAGAAAUCAAUUUCAUGUGAAAAUUAAAUAAAUUUUAAUACUUUAAUUUAAACUUCAUAAUAAUUACUUAAAAAUUCAAAUCUUUAAUAAAAUCUGAACAAUCUUCAAUAAGUUUAAAACAAUGAUGUCAACUAAAACAAUUAAUUAUUUAAUCAAUUAAAAGAAUUAAAAAUUAACUAGAUUAAUAAUAUAUAAAACAUAAGAGUUCUUGAGCAUUACUUCUGA